UGGAGAAAUUAGAGUCCCCCAUGUGCUAAGAAAUGGUUUUAUUCAGCAUGAACACAUUCAAGAAUUUUAAAAAUGGAUAAUUCCCUCUGAGAGUGAAACAUACUGGUGUUCAGUUUUAUAUUUGAUGUUUUCUGGGAAAUGAUGAAGCUUCAUCAUUGUUUGUUUCCUUUAGUUUCACACCACCGAUCUACAAAGUGGCAAGUAAUAGCUUGGAGUCUAGGGAUCUUGUGUGUGGUCCUGAUAAUAACACUGCGUGUCUUACUUGCAAACUUAUUUUCUGGCAGAGACGACCAGAACCAAAAAAUAUCAACUAUUCCCACUCUAUCUUCUAAAAAUGGUGAAUGUUCCUGUGACCUUUGUUCCUCUCACUGGAUUGGAUUUGGAAAUAGUUUUUACCAUCUUUCCAGUAAAGCCAGAACCUGGGUGGAAAGCCAUGCUGCCUGUGCAGAGCUGAAUUCCCACCUUCUAAAGACUGAUAAUAAGGAAGAGCUGGAAAUUUUAUCACUGCUAGAAGCAAAAGGAUGGAUAGGUCUUCAGAUCAAUGAUAGCAGUGAAUCCUGGUUAUGGGAAGAUGGCACCACAGUAAAUGAAAGCCUAUUAAAAUUGCUGAAAAUGGAUCAUGAUGGUUGUGCAUAUAUUGAAGGAAAUUAUGCUUAUGUUGCUAACUGUUCAUCUGGAAAAGCUUACAUCUGUGAGCUUACCAUAUAGCAGCUGAAUUUUGCUAAUACAUAUUUUUAGUGAAUUUUAAUUAAUUAAAAAGUACAAAAUA
Cervus elaphus (red deer) is the source of this 769-nucleotide messenger RNA. Its product is annotated as killer cell lectin-like receptor subfamily I member 1. NCBI's taxonomy places the organism in Eukaryota, Metazoa, Chordata, Mammalia, Artiodactyla, Cervidae. Gene Ontology annotation, biological process: stimulatory C-type lectin receptor signaling pathway; positive regulation of natural killer cell mediated cytotoxicity. The transcript is spliced from 5 exons. The record is from RefSeq and is a predicted model, not a curated record. Bases 139 to 708 code for a protein of 189 amino acids.